AUGGAACCAUUGCCGCAAGCAAUCAAUGACGCAAACUUUUCCAUAUCAAUAGCGCAACCACUAGCUAACACUCCUAAGAUGAUCGCAAAUUUCUCGAUUAAUUCCCUGUCAACCCCUGUGAUAUCUGAACUUGUUUGUGGAUUGUGGAAAAAAAUUCUGGCCGUAUUGCCAUCAUUUGAGGAGCCAUACCCCGGUUUUGGUUUGUCAACUAUUAGAGACAGCUUGGCUCUGAACUUUGCUUGGAUUCGUUUUUUGUUUGCUUCGACUAUAGCUUUGUUUUCAGGCCCACGAACCUGCCAAGAUUUAAUUGGCAGGCGGUAUCCAAUAUGGAGUAAGCAUUCAAAAAAACGAAUCCAGCAGUGUAAAGUUGACAAACCAAACCGGAGUUGGAAUUUGAGAAAGCCACUUUCUUCUCUAGAACUUCAGCAAGAAGUGGAUAAAAUAACCGAGGAUUUUUCCGACUUCUUAGAUGUUGAUCCCGAUUACAAUAACUCUGGCAGCGAGUUGAGUGGGGAGUCCAAUAAUGAAUCCAGUCCAUCAGAUGAUGACGAAUUAAUACAGGAUGAAGGUCACGAACCCGAGCCGACAGCAUUAGAUCCCUCAAAUAAACAAUUUGAUUUUGUUUGGUACGACUACUGUGGGAAUCAUCAAACAUUUCAAUUCACCGGUAAUGAAGGUAUUCAAGUAGAUGUAGCAGACAAUUUUACACCCCUCAAUGCAUUUCAACUAUUUUUUUCGUCUGAUCUAAUAGCUCUCAUAGUGGAAGAAACAAACCGCUAUGCGGAAUUUACAAUUUCGAAUACAAAACUAACUCGGAAAUCAAGACUAAAUCAAUGGAACCCUACAAAUGAACUGGAAAUUCAGAAAUUUGUUGGUUUAUAUAGUUGGAUGGGUCUAAAUAGUCGACCUACUCAUGCAUCAUAUUGGUCCACCGAUGUAUUAUAUAAAAAUCAAGUAUCUCAAGUAUUAUCAAGAAAUCGUUUCGAAAUGCUUUUGAGGAUGAUUCAUUUUAGCAGCAGGGAACACGAGAAUAACAAUGAUAGACUCUACAAGAUCAGACCUGUUCUUGAUAUGUUGAAUAACUCUUUUCAGCAGACUUAUACAGUUGGAAAAGAAAUGGUAAUAGAUGAAAGCAUGAUACCAUGGAGAGGCAGACUGAAAUUUCGCCAGUACAUACCAUCCAAGAGUCACAAAUACUGGGUAAAACUUUUUAAAUUAUGCAGUCCAAAUGGUUAUACAUGGAAAUGUCUAAUUUAUACUGGCCGUAGUGAAGAACAGCGUACUGCUGGACUUGGGAUUGGUGAAUCUGUCGUAUUGAUCUUGACUGAAGGAUUAUUGAACGAAGGAAGAAUUCUGUAUACUGACAACUUUUGUACUAGUUGUCCAUUAGCCAGAAUUCUUCUAAGCAAAAGUACACAUCUAGUAGGUACGCUUAGACGGUCCAGAAAAUACCUCCCAAAAGAUGUCACGACCAAGAAGCUCAAAAAACAUGAGUACAUUGCGCGAGAAACUAAUGUUGGGAUCGUCGUUUCCAAAUGGAAAGAUGCUAGGGACGUACUUAUGUUAUCUACAGUUCACGGAAUUGGCAUGAGAGUUCCGCCACCUUCGAGUAAACGAAAGAGAGCAUUUUCUCCAAGCUGCAGUAACGAGGAGCCCACUCCAAAAAAGAAAAAAGAAACAAACAAAACCCCAACAUUGAAACCAGACGCAAUUAUUGCUUAUAAUAAUGGCAAGUGUGGUAUUGACAAGUCCGACCAAAUGGCGUCCUACAGUACAUGCAAUCGUCAAAUGGUACCGAAAGAAAAGGAUCUCUCUGAGCGAACUGUUGUGCCAACAAUAGAGAGAUAUUUAUUAACCAGUUCUUUAAAUAUCUCCGAGGAAGAACUGGAGCUAUUCCAGUACAAAAAGGGAUUCGAAUUUAGGGGUAUGAUAUGA
Acanthoscelides obtectus is the source of this 1935-nucleotide messenger RNA. The record is from the annotation of a GenBank genome assembly. NCBI's taxonomy places the organism in Eukaryota, Metazoa, Arthropoda, Insecta, Coleoptera, Chrysomelidae.